Rangifer tarandus platyrhynchus (Svalbard reindeer) is the source of this 363-nucleotide messenger RNA. Lineage: Eukaryota; Metazoa; Chordata; Mammalia; Artiodactyla; Cervidae. The record is from the annotation of a GenBank genome assembly.
AUGCCUGGGCCGGGGCGCCGGGCUGCGGCCGGCAGGAAGAUGAAGGGCUCGGCGGGAGGAAGGAGAGAGAAGCCGCUGGGCUCGCCCCCGGCACCGCCCGGCCCCGAUUCCGCAUGUGUCCAAGAUGGAGAGUGUGAGGCUGAGUUUUCACCUGAUGGCUUUGAAGAGAAACCAGAAAAAGAAAAGAAACAAACCAAUUUCACUUUGUGCAACGUGUGUAACAUUCAGCUGAAUUCGACUGCUCAAGCCCAAAUCCACUACAACGGCAAAUCACAUCAAAAGAGGUUAAAGCAGCUCAGCAACGGGAUGGUGAAAAACGACAAUGGAAGAAGAAUUACCUGGAGGAAGAAUUACCUGGGAUGA